This is a messenger RNA of Salvelinus namaycush (lake trout), 1266 nucleotides long. Its product is annotated as ubiquitin-like protein 4A-A. NCBI's taxonomy places the organism in Eukaryota, Metazoa, Chordata, Actinopteri, Salmoniformes, Salmonidae. Gene Ontology annotation, biological process: post-translational protein targeting to endoplasmic reticulum membrane. The transcript has 4 exons. Bases 103 to 567 code for a protein of 154 amino acids. Gene Ontology annotation, molecular function: protein binding. The record is from RefSeq and is a predicted model, not a curated record.
AAGUAACUAGAACAUGGAUUGUUGAUAAGGUUCGGCCUGUUUGAAGAAACAACAAACCUGAUAUAAUAACGUCGAAUCGUUCUUAAUUAAACAGUCAAUACAAUGAUUUUAACUGUAAAACCACUUCAAGGAAAGGAGUGCAACGUACAGGUCACAGAAGAUGAAAAAGUAUCCACUGUGAAAGAACUGGUGUCUGAACGUCUGAAUAUACCUGCAAAUCAGCAGCGAUUGCUUUACAAAGGGAAAGCCCUUGCAGAUGAACACCGAUUGAGUGAUUAUUCCAUUGGGCCAGAGGCCAAGUUAAAUUUGGUGGUUCGUCCUGCGGGGGAGAGGAGUGGUGUGACUGGGAUGGCUAGCAGUAGCAGUGCUGUUGGUGGGGUGUGGCAGACUCUGUCCACUGUCCUGGCGAAGCACUUCAGCCCUGCAGAUGCAGCUAAAGUGCAAGAACAGCUUGUCAAGGAUUAUGAACGUUCACUUCGGCAACUCAGCCUGGAUGACAUUGAACGCCUGGCCGGGCGACUGCUUCACCCAGACAGUGAGGGUAUGGACACAUCGUACAUGGAUUGAGGGCCUACCUAUCUGACAUGACAGUAUUCUGGCGAUUCCCAGAGGAGCGGUGGGUCAAUUUUGACAGAUUAUGGCAGGGGAACUGCAGUGUAAAUUAACUUCAUGCUGAGAAUCCCCAGUGUCAGCCUUAUAUAGGUUUAAUUGUACAGGGAUAAAAUGAACUGUUGACUAUAGUCUUAUUGCAAAGCUUCCAGAUUACAGCCUGGCUUAAUGAUUAUUUUCUUUGUUUUCUUCAGUCAUUCCAGUUCAAUUAAUAGGAUAUUUUCACUUGAUCAAAUCAAGACUGAAAUGAGAGCCAAUCCCUUUUGACUGUUGGUCUAAAGUUAUCUGUGGCUGCUACAUCACGCUACAAGAGGACACUGAGUAAUUAUGGAAGUUCUUAUUUAUAAGCAAUGUGUUUGAAAUGAAUGAUGGUAUGUUUUCUGUAAACUAUCUGUAAGAAGGUGAGUGGUGCCUGUCUGUUCAGCCAUUUGCAGCCAUUGUAUGAUUUGUAAAUAUUGUGUUUAUACAAGCAUUAAAAAAGAAAGUUACUGUUUUUCCCUAAAUUCCAAAUACAGUACAACUCAAUAGGCCUAGCCCUAGUAUGAAAGAAAGCACAAUCUACCUCAAAUAGUGCUGUCAUAAUUGCACCUUUUUAUUCAACUUUGUCAGGAAGUUAUUUAACAAUUUAAUAAAAUAUAUAGGGGUAUUUAACUUCUA